Syzygium oleosum is the source of this 1745-nucleotide messenger RNA. Its product is annotated as protein FAR1-RELATED SEQUENCE 5. Bases 162 to 815 code for a protein of 217 amino acids. The record is from RefSeq and is a predicted model, not a curated record. The transcript is spliced from 4 exons. Lineage: Eukaryota; Viridiplantae; Streptophyta; Magnoliopsida; Myrtales; Myrtaceae.
AAGAGACAGGUGGUUGUCAAUGCGUUUUCCACUGAAGACGAUCGCUUUCUUUUCUGUGCGUCUCCGAGGUCUUGUCCGAACUCCGAACAGAGGAGCUUCGCAAAACUCGCUCUCGCAGUCUCGCAAAGGGGAUUGAGGUUCCUUGCGCGUCCAUUAAUUCGAUGGAUGAGCGGCCAUCUGUGGUUGAGGAUGGGGAUGCAAUCGAGUGUUCAAGUGGAAAAGAAACACCAAAUGAAGGGUGUUCUGAUAUGGAGCCAUAUGUCGGGAUGGAGUUUGAAUCUGAGGAAGCUGCAAAAGUUUUUUAUGACACUUAUGCCACACACAUGGGUUUCAUCAUGCGCGUUGAUGCGUUUCGGAGAUCAAUGCGUGAUGGGAAGGUUGUAUGGCGUCGGCUUGUCUGUAAUAAAGAAGGUUUCCGAAAGUCAAGGCCUCGGAGAAGUGAAAAUAGAAAGCCAAGAGCUAUCACGAGGGAAGGCUGUAAGGCAAUGAUAGUGGUCAAGAAAGACAAAACCGGAAAAUGGGUGGUCACGAAAUUUAUAAAGGAGCAUAACCAUCCACUGGUAGCUGCUCCAGCAAAUAGCCGCCGGAGUGUUCUUCUCUCUCAAACACCAGAUGAGAAAGAUGUUAAAAUUCGGGAGUUGACUGCUGAGCUACAGCGUGAGCGGAAGAGAUCCGCCGCUUAUCUGGCGCAGCUCGAAAUGGUUUUGCGGGAUAUGGAAGAGCAUUCAGGCCACCUAUCGAAAAACAUCGAAGACAUAGUUAAAAGCGUGAGAGAAAUUGACUCGAGGAGAGCUCCUGUCAGUGGUAGCCAAUAAUGUGUCUCUUGUAACUGCGAAAAGCAUACACGGCGGUGGAAAUAUAACCCACCAGAGCCGAGGACACGAGCACGACCAGCGCCGACACCGCACGGACCGCCGACUUGCUCCCGCAGGACAGCAUGCCGAGCCUAAUCUCGAUGACGCUGAUCAUGGACAGCAUCAGGAAGACGCAGCCCAUGACCGAGCCGAAGGCCGAGCCGACCAUCCCGAACCUGAGGACCUUGAUGUUGAUGUGGGCCCUGAGGGCCUCGUUCACGUCCUUGCUGUUGAGGAGGUUGAUGGCGAGCUUGAGGCCCUGGGCGACGAGGGAGGAGAAGAGGAAGAAGCUGAAGGAGACGACCUCGAAGACCAGGAGCUUCUUGACGACAUCGAUGCCGGCGUCGCAGGGGCCCGGGUUCUCGAGGCUGUGCUGGGGCGGGGUGGUGAGGGAGAGCCCCACGAAGACGGCGAUGGUGAAGAGGGAGUUCACGUUCACGAGGCCGUCGAGGGCGGUCACCUGGACGCUCGUCGUGGUGGUGGCGGCGGAGGAGGAGGAGGACACGGUUCUCGCCGCGUUCUGCGUGUAGUAGUCCUUCGGGUACGCCCCGGAUCUGCAAGAAAAGGGGAGAAGGAACGUUAAUAUGUAGGGGGAGAGAGAGAAAGAGAGAGAGUUACUCGUCCAUGGAUGGAUCUUGAAAAUGCUGGUCAAGAAACACGGGCUUAGGCUUUGGACUGUCUGCUACAGAGAGAGAGAGAGAGAGAGAGAGAGAGAGAGAGAGUUACUCGUCCAUGGAUGAUGGAUCUUGAAGAUGCCGGUGAAGCUACGGAGGGCUAAUGCUUCGGACUGUCUGCUACACAGAGAGAGAGAGAUCUACUGUUAAUGUUAACUUUCUUGGUGAUUGCUUGCAGGGUUUUGCAUCGAUGUUUCUUGGAAGGGAGAGAGGGAGA